Messenger RNA from Anisakis simplex (herring worm), 492 nucleotides. Lineage: Eukaryota; Metazoa; Nematoda; Chromadorea; Rhabditida; Anisakidae. The record is from the annotation of a GenBank genome assembly.
AUGGUUGCUUCGAAUUAUUAUGAUAACGUUAAGAAUAAUGAUAAUACUCAUCAAACGCAUUCUUACGAAAGUGACGAGGAAGAAGAUAGUGAUGACACUAACGUGACAAUAUCGAACACAGCAAGAAAGCAUUCGUCACCUGCAAUUGUAUCGUUACCUUCAACCACCUCGAAUAUACGUCGGGUUGGACAUCCAUAUCAAAGCCGUGCACCAGCUAAACACAAAAAACCACGAACUUCUUUCUCAAAAAAACAGGUGGCAUUACUGGAAGAUCGUUUUCUCAGUCAAAAAUAUUUAGCAUCAACUGAACGCGCUAGCUUAGCGAUCGAACUUGAUAUGAGUGACGCCCAAGUGAAAACGUGGUUUCAAAAUCGACGUACUAAAUGGAGGAGGCAAGAAGCCGAAGAAAAGGAAUUUGAAGACAAAGCAAAUGCACGUAUGCUAUCGUCCUAUAGGCAGUGUUUCUUUGCAAGACCUGAUAUCACUCUAUGA